This is a messenger RNA of Rhea pennata, 1781 nucleotides long. RefSeq names its product DNA replication fork stabilization factor DONSON (gene DONSON). Gene Ontology annotation, cellular component: nucleus. Bases 1 to 1488 code for a protein of 495 amino acids. NCBI's taxonomy places the organism in Eukaryota, Metazoa, Chordata, Aves, Rheiformes, Rheidae. The transcript has 11 exons. The record is from RefSeq and is a predicted model, not a curated record. Gene Ontology annotation, biological process: nuclear DNA replication.
AUGACAAAUACCGGGGGCCGCCGGGGGCAGGGGGCGGGCGGCCCCCCGGCAGCGCCCUUCUGGCAGCUGUUCGAGCCUGCUGCAAAGGACCGGCCCUGCGGGGCGGCGGAGCGCGCCGCGGAGCCCCGUGUGCUGCCGCUGAGCAAUGACCUUCAUUUACCUAUUCUCAUACCUGAUGUUCCCUCCUCACCAAGAAAUGAAUUUCCUGCAGACUGGAGUAUUAAAACGCGACUUCUGUUUAUGUCUUCCCAACCUUUUACCUGGGCAGAACAUUUAAAAGCGCAAGAAGAAGCUCAAGGAUUUGCCCAGCACUGCAGAGCCACAGAAACAAACUUGCCGCAGUGCGUACAGGAACCAAAAAUGUCCACAGAACUCCGCUGUGCCUUUCAGCAAAGUCUCAUUUACUGGCUUCACCCAUCACUGCCGUGGCUGCAGCUGUUCCCUCGCAUUGGAGCAGACAGAAAAAUAGCGGGAAAGGCUAGUCCUUGGUCACAGGAUGAAGCCUUGCAGCAGGUGCUAAUGAGUGAAUGGUCUGUCAGCUUUACUUCUCUGUACAAUCUGCUCAAAGCCAAACUAUGUCCCUACUUCUAUGUAUGUACCUACCAGUUUACUGUCCUGUUCCGUGCAGCUGGUCUGGCAGGAAGCGAUGUGAUCACAGCUGUCAUUUCUCCCACAACUAGAGGUUUAAGGGAAGCCAUGAGAAAUGAAGGCAUAGAAUUUUCUUUACCUUUGGUAGAAGAAAGCAGAAUGAGAAAACAGAAAAACUCUGAAGUGAAUGUGGAAACAGAAGUUGUUCACAGCCCUGAAGUGGGCAAAAGCAUCGAGGAUGAAGAGGAACCUGCUCCAAGUGAUGAUGAUGAUGAAAGUUUCUCUUGGCUUGAGGAGAUGGGAGUCCAAGACAAGGUUAAAAAGCCAGAUGCUAUUUCUAUUAAGCUCCGUAAAGAGAAAAAUGAAGUGCAAAUGGAUCACAAGCCUGAAUCUGUUGCAUUAGUGAAGGGAACAAACACAUUCACAUUGCUGAACUUCUUGAUAAACUGUAAGAGUUUGGUGGCUGCUGCAGGUCCACAAGCAGGGCUUCCACCAACUUUGUUGUCCCCCAUUGCUUUUCGAGGUGCAACAAUGCAGACGCUCAAAGCUCGAAGUAUAAGUGCAAAAGCAAGGGCGCGCUUGUCAUACGAAGAUGUAUUCAGUUUGGAGAUCGUAGGCCCCGUCAUGCCGCAUUCUCUGCAUUCGUUGACAAUGCUGCUCAAACCUGCACAGAGAGGAGCUUUCUCAGCAAUAUUAUAUACACAUGAGCCAACAGCUGUGUUCAACAUUGGUCUUGAUGAUGCAAGCACUGCCUUAAAUAAGGAAGCUGUAAGCAAAGAUCUGUCCAAGUGCGGCCUGCAUCCUAAAACUUUGGAUCAACUGAGUCAAUUUUCAACUCUGAGAAAAUCUUCUAUCCGAUUCCUAGAAAUGAAGGAUUAUGCUUAUACCUGGAAGUCCUAGAUAUGCCGUUUCAAUUUAAUGAAAUGGAAUACUUGCUAGUAUGCAGUUGCUGUAUUUACAUGGAUGGCCUACACCAACGGCACCUAUGCAGUACCAGGAGGAAUAUGAUUUAACUGAACGUUACUGAUAAGAACUAUUGCACAUCACUCACCAUGAAAUACUUCAAAACACUCUCAAAGAAAACUAAGGAAAAGGCCUUGGACAUCUCCUGUUUUUAGAAAGUGUUUUUAAAUAAAAUCUUAUAAAAUAUCAUUAUCUAUUGUCGUGGUCUGAAUAAAUCUGGAAGGCCUAUA